GAGGAGGAGGAGGAGGAGGAUGAGCUGGACUCAGGUGAUCCUAACGGAUCGGUUAUUGAUUUGGUGAAGAAUUCAAAGGAAGGAGGAGAGGAUUUCAAGCUCGAAGAUGAGAUAGAUCAGGUUGCAGACUUGUUCAUCAUGAAGUUUCAUAAACGUAUGCGCAUGCAGAAGCUGGCCUCCUUCAAGAGGUACCAAGAGAUGCUCCAGAGAGGCGUUUAAUCAACCAUCCAUGACAUGACUAUACAUACACAAACAUAUAUAUAUAUAUAUAUAUUAUGUAUGUAUUUGUAUGUACUAUAUAAGCAAAGCAGCUUCAAUUUAGAAAGGUGAUUGAUGAUAGACCGGCCCUUCACAUUACUUGUUAACUACGUACCUGCAGCUGCCAUGAAUCUAAAAGCUGUUUCGUCCUCUGGGGUUUUGUUCUAAAAACUUCCUUGUUAAUUUGGGUCAUGGAGCUUGGACACCCCCCGACUGAAUUUUCCUAAAGACUUUUCCUUAUAAUAAAAUAAUACGUUAUUUUAUUUAUUU
This is a messenger RNA of Camellia sinensis, 528 nucleotides long. Its product is annotated as transcription elongation factor. Lineage: Eukaryota; Viridiplantae; Streptophyta; Magnoliopsida; Ericales; Theaceae. The record is from RefSeq and is a predicted model, not a curated record.